UAAUUUCUCUCUCUCUCUCUCUCUCUCUUAUGUCUCUGGUUCUACUCGAGAAAGAUAGAGAAUUUAGCUGCACAGAUCUUCGUCUCAAAGCUCUGAAAAGGUCUGAAAAUCUCUGCAGAUUCAUGCAUCCAAUCGAUCUUCCUCUGUUAUCAUCAUCACCAUUACGGGAUUAUCUCAGCGUCAGCUAGGUCUUGGAAGUCGAAUUUGUUCAUCCUAAGAGAUUUUCUUUUUCCCCUCUUUGACUGCUGAUUGGAAUUGCACGAAGGAGCUAGAAAGUGUAUGAGACAUGGCGAGUCGGAUGAGGGAAGACGAGAAGAAUGAGAAGAUCAUUCGUGGUCUCCUGAAACUUCCUGCAAAUCGGAGGUGUAUCAAUUGUAACAGUCUGGGACCACAAUAUGUGUGCACAAAUUUCUGGACAUUUGUUUGCACAACCUGCAGUGGGAUACAUCGGGAGUUCACUCACCGUGUGAAAUCAAUAUCAAUGGCUAAAUUUACUUCACAAGAAGUUGCUGCUCUUCAAGGAGGGGGUAAUGAGCGUGCAAGGGAAACUUACUUCAAAGAAUGGGAUCCACAGCGUCAUUCCGCACCAGAUGGCAGUAAUGUAGAUAGACUUAGGGACUUCAUCAAGCAUGUUUAUGUGGAUCGGAGAUAUACUGGUGAGAGGAGCAUUGACAAACCACCAAGGGUGAAGUCGGAUGACAGGGAGGACUCUUAUGAAAACAGGAGGAUGGAUACAUAUCGUGGUGCUUCUAGAAGCCCACCUUAUGAGGACAGAUAUGAACGUCGAUAUGGUGAAAGAUCUGGUCCUGGUGGUAGAAAUGAUGAAAGAAACUAUAGAUAUAAUUAUGAUGAAAGAAGAAGUCCCGGAUAUGAUCAAGAAGGCCAACGAUAUGGUGACUACGGGAGAAGUCCUGGUCGCUUUGAGGUGGUUGAUGACUGGCGCCGAGAUGAUAGAUUUGGAAAUGGUAGGAAGUCAGAAGAGAGAAGAUCUUCUGAUGGAGAAUCUAGAUUCGAUGGCAGGUCACCGAAUCGUCAAAAGGACUUGGGUGCAUCCAGUCCUCCUAUGGUACGCCCUGUAAGGGAUAUCCUGGGGGAGGCUGUUCCACGUCUUCAGAUUGGUGAACCUCCUAAAGCAAAUGGUAGCAAGAUUGCCGAUGGUUCCCUGCAUGCAAAGACUGCCUCUUCCAGUAGCCUGGGAUCCAUUGAAGGGAAUUCAGUAGAUCUUAAAAUGGCAAAUUCAGUAAGCUUAAUCGAUUUCGGUGCUGAUCCUGUACUGCCUGAUGCAGCUGCAGCACCACAAACACAACCAACAAUACCACAUACAAGUCAAGAUGUUACGCAUCCAACAAGUUCAUCUGUCAGUGACAAUAACUGGGCCUCAUUUGAUCUUGUCCCACAGGAAAAUGUGUCUCAGCCCCCUUCAAAUGUGAAUGGUCUAGAAUCUGUAUUGUCACAAUUGUCAGCACCAGCAGCUGCAGCACCACCUUUUAAUAGCACACCAACAUUAUUCUCAGGUGGUGUUGGUCCAUCAGUUGCACCUAUGAGCAAUGUGCCAAUAUUCCCAGGUACUGCUGGUGGUCCAGCUGCAACUGUGGGGCAAAUAUCACCGUCACCCAGUGGUGGUGCUCCUGCAAUUGCAUUAAUAGGCAGCAUAUCAUCAUUAGCUGUGGGUGGCAGUGCUCCAACAGCUGCACCUGGAGGCAUGAUGUCAACAUUGCCUGUUAGUGGGGGGCACUGGCCAGGAGCCCAGCAACAUCAACCUUUUUUGUUUCCUGCUAAUGAUAGUCAGUCUACUGUUCAACAGCUUGCCCCAUCAGUUGGUGGAGCUCCAAACAAUCAACCAUGGAGCUCUUCACUUGCACCAGUUAUACCAGUACCUUCAAAUAGUACCCCAACUGCACAACAAUCUCAGGCACAGCAAACCCAAGAAACCAAUUCUUCACUCACAUCACAACCUCUCCCUGUGGAAGCAAAAUCAAGUGGAAGAACAGAACUUCCAGUGGAUCUUUUUACUGCAACCUAUUCAUCAAUUCCUGUAGGGGGUUUUGGUUGGCAAGCUGUUCCACCUCGUGGCAUGGGUUAUGGCAUGCAGUAUCCUACUGCAGCGCCAAUGCCAGCUUUCCUCCAUCCACCAAAAUCAACCAAUCCAUUUGAUCUUAACAAUGAUACAUCUGUAGUUCAAGCCCCAACGUUUCCAUCAAUGUCAUCUCUGCAAGGGGCACUUCCAAACAUAGCACCACAUGCGGGCUUAGCUUCAAGCCUUGGUACUUCACAUUGGAUGCCUCCCCAGGCACCGUCUUAUGGAUCAGGGGUUCCACCCCAUGCAGCAUCUUAUGCACCAGCAAUGCUCCCAAGUGCAUACGUUGGGCAACAAGCACCCAAAAAUAUGCUGCCUUUUGGACAUCAAGGAGUUGGAGGCUAUGGCAGUGAUGGAGCUGGUUUUGGCAGUAUGGACCAGCAGCUGGCUGGCACAUACUCACAACCUGCACCUCCAAAUUCUUUUUCUUCUGGAGRCAACCCAUUUGGAUAGAUGCAACAAUGAAGGUUUUCCUGUCAUUAAAGGUCGGCAUCUUGAAGAAAUUUGGUUUCAUUCUGGUUGAAGACCAAGUGAACUCAUCCAGCCAAAUGAGAAAAUUUCUGGUGUGCACCUUUGGCUAUUGUAAGGAUUAUAUGGUUGGUUGGCCAUAUAAAAGUAGUGUGAGGUGAAAAGAAGACAGAGGUGAAAGAGGAGAAAAUUGCAGUUUAUGGGUUGGGAAGGGCAUUGCUAACAGGUUGCUUUGAGGGGUGGGGAUUUUUAUUUUUGUUUUUCAUUUUAAUUUGGUUUCUAUUGACAUGGUGUUUAUUGUAAAUCUAAUUGUUAUUCGUACCACAUUCUAUUGGGUGUUCCAUAGGUUGCCUGGGCCCUAGGGUUUGUAUCCUUCGUAUUAGGUUUUCCUUUCUACCUGGUCCUAGGGUUUUGUGAUUCUCUUUUCUUUCUUUCUUUCUUUCUUUUUUUUUUUUCAUAUUAGGUUGCUAUUACCAUUUCUUCCACAAUCAUGGAAAGCACUUUGGUAUCAUGAAAGCAUCUAUUAAGUUUUUGUUGUUACAGGAUUGGAAUUUGUAUUGAUGGUAUAAAAGAAAGUUACAAUAUGGUUUUGAUCAUGAUGGAGAUUAUUGUGUUUUUGGGGCUGUCGCUUAGCCAAAGGACAAAUACGGAGCCUUCUUUUGGGUCUUGAGAUGAUAUGGAUGUAUUCACUUUUCCGGUCAUGAAACUGUUUGAUUAUAGUUUUGAUAUGUUAAAUCCAAUGCCUGCCACUCUGCAGUGAAGUGGACAGGCACAAGCUUUCAUGCCCUUCAAUUUGACUGCACCAACAACAAAAUUAGGCUUCUUCUCUUAAUCACACAAAGAUGCAGAUUGUAAAGGCCAUCAUCCAAUAUUGAUCCAAGCUAUUUAGUAUUUUGGGAGGGGUGGACUUGAUACCUUAUGGAUCCAACUUCUGGCAUAUUUUACACACAGUGGCAGCUCUGAAACUCGACUCUAACAUGUUCUCAUGCUUGUUGUUAGUUCCAGAUUCUCUUAUUACCUUUGCUGUUAUAUUAAUGUUGUCAUUUUUUACUUGUGCAAAGUGAGAUAUUUGGCAAUUUUCAACGAGGGUAUUUUUUGUGGUACAUUUUCCCCAUGGUCAGGAAUCAUUCUCAGCCAAUGCAGAAUUGUAUGUACGAAUUCUCAUUUGAAUGUAAA
Molecule: messenger RNA, 3721 nt
Organism: Nelumbo nucifera (sacred lotus)
Lineage: Eukaryota; Viridiplantae; Streptophyta; Magnoliopsida; Proteales; Nelumbonaceae
Molecular function (GO): GTPase activator activity
Source: RefSeq, a predicted model, not a curated record